This is a messenger RNA of Podospora pseudopauciseta, 1558 nucleotides long. RefSeq lists its product as uncharacterized. NCBI's taxonomy places the organism in Eukaryota, Fungi, Ascomycota, Sordariomycetes, Sordariales, Podosporaceae. Bases 1 to 1113 code for a protein of 370 amino acids. The transcript is spliced from 2 exons. The record is from RefSeq and is a predicted model, not a curated record.
AUGGAUCCAUUUUCUAUCGGCAUUGGCUGUAUCACCCUACUCGAAGUUGCCCAAAAGACAAUUAAACAGCUUUACCAGCUUAGCAAGCGUUAUAAUGACGCCCGAUCAGAUUUAUUCAUGACUAUGACUCAACUUCGAAGCCUAGCCUAUGUACUGGAGCUUAUUCGGUAUGACGAAGGAACCCAACACACGGAUAGCCCGAACCAAAAAAAUGAUCUCAUUAUGGACCAAGUCAAUCUCUGUAUGGACAUCAUCGAGGAGCUCCAGGUUGUGAUUACCUCCAUCAACGACUCACGCGUCAAGUGGACCAUCUCUGGCAAGGCAGCGGUGGAGAAUAUCCACAAGCAAUUACAAACGGCGACUGAACAGCUUGAGCUUACCUUGGGGGUGCAUACGUUAGCCGUCGCCAAAGAUAUCAAGAACGAUGCUACUGAACUGCUGUUGGGUCAAGAACAGAUCGGUGCCCAGGUUCAACGCCUGUCCGAACAUAUGGGACUGAGGGAUAACACCGGACCGUCCCAUCGGUCUAGUCCCACCACCAUUCCAUCAUGGUCAAGGACCUCACAAGGUGUCUGUGUCGAAGCCAGCGGACAGUGCGCUUCAUCUGUUGGUGCCAUGGCUGGCAUUCAUGAGUCUGUCAACGAUGGAAACUACACCAACGACACACCAUCACCAACAAACAGCAGUCAAUGGAGUGGAUCAACUGCAUACUCGCCACUUGCUUCUAUCCCUUCUCCCAUCAGUGUUAUCGACGUAACUGCCACUCUCGUCACCCCCAACGUCAACCCCAUCUAUCAUCAUGCAGCCGAAACUGGAUCGUGGUCUCAAUACCAGGACCCGGCUACAGUAGCUCCAGAUACUCCCGAUAUCACAUUUUGGCCUAGCGAGAUCCAGUACUCACCAACAACCAUGGCGCAUAAGACCGCGAAACUCUCUAAAGACAUCACCGUUGAACAUGUCGAGACACCCACCGCUCCCUCAAAAGAAGAGGUUAUUCGCAACCAGUUCAAGGAAGCCGCUUGGUCAUUAGCUCCUAAGAAGAAACAAAAGUCGGUCCGGGAGACAUUCAAGGAGAUGGUCAGGCUGAAGGUUGCUGCGUCUGUCGCUGCUUGACUACAGCAUACAGUGUACAUUAUCCUAGCAAUACAGUCUUUUUGUCAAGGCACGCUGCACCAUCUAUCUCGGCAUAUAAUUACCUCCACAAUUUGAGCACAGAUGAGAAGGUUAGUUGAUCCUAAAUGACUUAAACCACGGCGUCGGUCUCAUACCCUCCAAUAGGCAAGCGUGCGGCGUAUGUUCUCAUGAUGCUCCACCGCGACAUAGGCACUUGAGAGCCACAUUUGAGGCACAGCUUUCCCGAAGCCGAGAUGAGCAUCAGACCAAGUUUUUCUGCUCCCUUGAGGCGAGUGUGGGUCAAAUCCAAUUCCAAUAAGGAACACUGGCCCAAAUGCAGGUUUUCUCGGAGCCGUUGAUCGGAGGGCAAACAGUUACGCGUAUGUAGACAAACAAGUGCAACCAAUUGACUUGCUGCUAUGUAGGUAUCAGUGACCUCCCCACC